Molecule: messenger RNA, 4868 nt
Organism: Cydia pomonella (codling moth)
Lineage: Eukaryota; Metazoa; Arthropoda; Insecta; Lepidoptera; Tortricidae
Product: integrin beta pat-3-like
Exons: 8
Coding region: 1960-4239 (759 amino acids)
Biological process (GO): cell-matrix adhesion; cell migration; cell adhesion mediated by integrin
Cellular component (GO): focal adhesion; integrin complex; cell surface
Molecular function (GO): integrin binding
Source: RefSeq, a predicted model, not a curated record
CUGCCAACUUAGCUUGGUCUGACUCUAUUUACCUCUCGCAUCAAAAGAUGGUCCCUAUGGCAGUACGGAGUAUCUGUCACGUAAAUUGUUUGUAGACAUUUUUUUUAAGUUUAGCACAAUAAUUUAUUUAGGAAUUUAACUUGAAGAUACUUGAAGGAACUGCCAUAGGGACCCAUCAUUCGACGCAAAAGGUAUUAAAUAUCGAUAUGGACAAAGUGCCUAAAAUAUGUACACAUUACCUUAAUAUAUGAGUAAUAAGGUCGUGUAUACAUAUUUUUGGCACUUUGUCCGUAACAGAAACGCGCUUAAGAGGAAAUUUAUAUAAUUAUAUUAACAGUUAUAAAUUUAAAAAAAAUACCUUAAGAGGAAAGGGGACGGCCGCUUCUCCAUACAAACGUAGUCCCCAUUUUCCUCCCUGGAUAUUGACAUUCUGAAAAAUAUAUUUACAUAAUUUGAUACAGUAUAUUAAGCAUUGCUAUAUUUGACUAUAUUAGAUAUUUUGAUUAUUGUAAAUAUUAGGAGCGAAAAACAGAUUUCAUACAAAUUUUUAAAUGUUAAUAUCCAGAGACGAAAUGAGAACUACGUUUGUAUGAAAAGGCGAUUUCGCGCGUGUCCUCCACUUUCGUCUUAAGACGAUAGUGGACGUCCGCAUCUCCGAACAAACGUAGUCCAAUUUUCCUCUCUGAAAAUUGACUUUGUGGAAAACAUUUGUAUAAAAUUUUUACCGUAUCUAUACCCCUUCGUUUGACUUUUUUAGGGUUCCGUAGCCAAAUGCAAAAAACGGAACCCUUAUAGAUUCGUCAUAUCCGUCUGUCUGUCCGUUUAUGUCACAGCCACUUUUUUUCCGAAACUAUAAGAGCUAUACUGUUCAAACUUGGUAAGUAGAUGUAUUCUAUGAGCCGCAUUAAGAUUUUCACACAAAAAUAGAAAAAAAAAAACAAUAAAUUUUGGGGGUAUACAAAGAACUGAAACUCAAAAAAUAUUUUUUCAUCCAACCCAUACGUGUAGGGUAUCUAUGAAUAGAACUUCAAAAAUGAUAUUGAGGUUUCUAAAUCAUUUUUUUUCUAAACCGAAUACUUUGCGCGAGAGACGCUUCCAAAGUGGUAAAAUGUGUGUCCCCCUCCCUAUAACUUCUAAAAUAAGAGAAUGAUAAACCUAAAAAUAUAUAUGAUCUACAUUACCAUGCAAACUUCCACCGAAAAUUGGUUUGAACGAGAUCUAGUAAGUAGUUUUUUUUUUAUACGUCAUAAAUUUAAAAAAAGGAUUUUUUUUUCAUCAAACCCAUAUCUAUGGAUAGGUCUUCAAAAAUGAUAUUGAAGUUUUUAAUAUCAUUUUUUUCUAAACUGAAUAGUUUGCGCGAGAGACACUUCCGAAGUGGUAAAAUGUGUGCCCCCCCUGUAACUUCUAAAAUAACAGAAUGAUAAAACUAAAAAAAAUAUAUGAUAUACAUUACCAUGCAAACUUCCACCGAAAAUUGGUUUGAAUGAGAUCUAGUAAGUAGUGUUUUUUAAUACGUCGUAAAUGAUACGGAACCCUUCAUGGGCGAGUCCGACUCGCACUUGGCCGCUUUUUUUUAGUUUUACAUUACUAUGAGAAUUAUGAGCGAAAAACAAAUUCCAUACAAAUUAAAACUUCUAACUCUUUAUUAAUUUUAUUAUGUGGGAUAAAAAUUGCAUCUCGCGCGCACUAAUCAGCGCGAGCCAUAGUAUCAUAUAAAUAACAAAACAUUGAUAGAUUAUAACAUCCAUUUGCCGCUCAUUGGGAGGAUAAGGAUAAUAUUUUUAUAUUCGAUAUUUUUCCAAUUAUAUCGAUAUAAGCCGCAAUUCAUUUUCCUAUACCCCUAUUAGGAAAAAUAUGUAAUAUAAAAUAUUAUCCUCUGAACUAGGACACAAACGAUUAGCUACUAUCCGAAUCCGGUCAUGUUGAUCACUUUUAAGUAAAUAUCCAUAGUAAUUCAAAAUGAUUUUACUUAAAGUAACAUUGGUGAUUUUGAUAUACUGCGCGAAUUGUUCGGCGGCUUUGUGUAAUGGUAAAACUUGUGCACAAUGCAUACGUGAAUCAGUUGACUGCGUCUGGUGUCCUGCUGCAAAUCAUACUGGUAACAGAUGUACAACGAACAAAACGGUCGAUACCUUCUGGUGUAAUGAAGAAGUGUACAGUCCACGACCAACUCACCCUUUAACGAUCACCCGAAAUAACAAUAUUACGGCGGGUCCACCGGCGGUUCAGCUGGCUCCUCAGGAACUUGCAGUAUCAGUUCGUCCCAGACAGACCAAACAAUUCACGAUCAAAUACAAACCUGCUAUGCAUUAUCCUUUGGAUGUAUACUAUUUAAUGGAUGCUUCAUUUACAAUGAAGGACACUAUACAUUUGCUGCAAGAGCAAGGGGGACAAAUCUAUACAGAACUAAGCCAUUUCACAAAUAACGUGAAAAUGGGAAUUGGCAGUUUUAUAGAGAAGCCGGGAUUACCAUUUGCAGACCCACAUUCCCACAACUCCUACGCUUUUAAACAUCACCUUAAUAUAACUGAUGACAGAAACAUGUUCAAAAAUGUUCUUAAUAAUACUAAUACCGGAGCCAACUAUGAGGCCCCAGAGGCCGGCCUCGAUGCACUUAUGCAAGUCAUGGCCUGCAAAGAUAGGAUUGGUUGGAGAAAACAUUCCAGGAAGAUCGUAGUAUUGUGCACCGAUGCCACGUACCAUAGUGCCGGUGAUGGAAAAAUAGUCGGAGCGGCAAAACUCAACGACAUGGAGUGCCAUCUCAACGAAGAUGGUGCUUACACUCUGGCACUAGAACAAGACUAUCCUACUGUUAACCAAAUACGAAAAAUUGCCAAACAAGAAAAUAUCAUUGUUAUUUUCAACGUCAAGAACCGCGUUAUACAGGAAUACGAGGCUUUAGCAAAGAGACUUGAUAUUGCGGCUGAGGUUAUUGAAUUGAAGGAAAACUCCAGUAUUACUGAAACAUUAGUCAACGUAUACACGAAAAAAAUGGGCAGCGUUCAAAUGGAUAUAUCUUCUCCGGAUAGUAAAGUUCGAGUCACACUGAAUCCAGAUUGUACUAUAGAGGACAAAUGCAAAGUGAAACAUGACACUGAGUUUCAUAUGCAAGUGUCUAUCACUGCUGACACUUGCUUGAACAAAAAUAAGAACAAUACCAUCACGAUAAAGCCAAAGGGCCUGGACGAGAAUGUAAAAAUUGCAAUUGAAACUUUAUGCGAAUGUGACUGCGAAGAAAAACCAAAACUCAACGCGAAAGAGUGCAGCAGCAGCGGUAGUUUAGUAUGUGGGAUUUGCGAGUGCAACCUCAACCACUUUGGUGACAGUUGCAAUUGCAGUGGAAGUUCAAAGAAGCGUUUAGACGAAUGCAAAGCAAAUACAAACGACAAGGUCGUAUGUAGCGGUACUGAAAGAGGUUCAUGCAGAUGCGGCAUAUGCUACUGCAAAGAAAACUACUCGGGAAAGUUCUGUCAGUUCGACGACAGGGCAUGCCCCAAGCCGCGGGGCAAAUUAUGCUCUGGCCACGGCAGAUGCACCGAGGGCCAAUGCAAGUGCACCAACGGGUGGACAAGAGACGCUUGCGAAUGCACCCCCUCAGACGACAGGUGCCGUGCUCCUGAUUCUCAGAAAGUCUGCUCCGAUAACGGAAACUGCGUAUGUGGUAAUUGUAAUUGUACCAGACUAGAUUCCAAAAAUAAUCACUAUUUCGGUGAAUUCUGCGAAAACUGUCACGACUGCGACGGGAACAGGUGCAAAGAGCUAGAAAAUUACGUGUUAUGCGUGUACACUAACGAGACAACGAAAGAAGAUUGCGAUAAGAAGUUUGAGUUAAAGAACACCAACGUUUUCAUCGUGAACAAAACGGAAAUCAACUCACCGAAGCACCGCUUAGCCAAACGCUGUAAAAUACACUGGAAAGAAGAAAAAUAUAUUAUAUUUAAACAUAAAUAUGGGACUGAAACACUGAAUAUUAUUAUUCAAAAGGAUUUGGAGGAGCCCGUGAAAGCUAAUAUUUGGGUUCCAAUAGGCAGCGCCAUAGGUGCCAUCAUACUGAUUGGCUUGUUGACCCUGAUCAUUUGGAAGCUGGCGGUGGAUCGUUACGACGCUGCAGAGUACGCCAGGUUCCAGAAAUUGCUCGACGAGAGUGGUGACCUUGAAACCGUCAACGCACUCUAUGAAGCUCCGCGGACUAAUGUCUUGAACCCGCUGUUUAACAGACUUUCGCGUAUGAUACGCUAACUUUUUGUCCUUUAUUUUGGCAAUAAUCUACAGUAAUUUUGUCUAAUUACAAUCAUAAUCAUAAAGGUUUAUUCUGUAAAUAGACUUAUGCUAGCUCUGUUACAUUUCAACUUACCUUACAGCUUAGUAUAUAUUAUAUUUUAACAUAAGUAAGUAAACAUUUCAUCUUAUCCUCUAUGAAUUCACUAACAGUGUAAUAAGCUCCUUGCAAAAGCAGUCGUUUUACAAUACUAUUACUUAUUCUGUGACAAUAGUGUUUUAUGUUAUAUAUAUUCAUUGACAAUUUCAACAUAUUAUGUAGUUGGUAACUUAUUAUAAAACUGCACAUCACUCCCCGUAAACGACAUGUUUAUUUUUUGUAAGCGGAAAUUUGUUCUUAUUUCUAUUUAUAACUUAGUAUACACAUUAUACACAUAUCUGUAACCACUAGAAAAGGUACCUAUUAGGUAGUUUGGUACCUAAUGUUGGUAAUAAUAUUUUACUUAGGGGUGGCAUAGCCCAAACCCCGAUAAUAAUGUUUCAUUAGAAUAUCUCCAGUUAGGUUCCACUUAGUAAUAUAGUUCUAGUAUUUUUUUUAUGUAACUGAUUCUUUUUUAUAUGUCUCCAUUUCAUUAAAUAACUGAAGUGAA